AAGGCGGUCUUGACGGCGUGACUUCGUUUCUGUUAGGUUACUUUUCUGAAACAAAGGCUAUCAAUGACAGGAAGGAAGACCAAACUCGUCCGAACUGGACCAUUGACUAUAAAAACUCGCUCUCAGAAGAUAUCCCAUUCUGAAAAAUCUAAAUGUGAUCCUUCUGAACCGUGUUCUAGUGCGAAUUCCUCAAAUGCAGCGCAACCCUCGACUGUUGUACAGGAAGUACAAAAUCCUCCCGUUGCUGUAGACAGUUUGCCUGGGGUAUUCGCCGUUGAAAAACCGAUGAAUUAUCUUGGUGAACAUAUACCAGAAGCCGAUAACAAAGAGAAUAUUCCAUGUGAAGAUAAAUCCUCCCCGAUUAAUCCGGAUGAUUUAAAGAUUUUUGAUGAUUUAUUUAACGAUAGUUUCGAUCUCUCUGGUUUGUGUAAUUGGAAUGAAAUAUUAUCAGUUACACCUGAUGUUGACCAUACAACAGCACUUCCUCAGGAAAACAAACCCGAUAAUGACGCUCCAAAUGAUGAGGCAGACUCAUCUGGUACUCAAUAUUACUCUCUUCCCAACGAAUGCAGUGGUGUUGACACCACUUGUUCAAUGACGGAGCCGAUUGUAUUAGAGAAACCCACAGAGUCAGAAGUGCAGGGUGGUGGUUCUCUCCUCGAACUAAUAACUGAUUUGCCUGAAGUAAAAUGUGCUUCUGAUGAUAACACAGAUGCUGCACAUCAUCAUUCUGUCAUACAAGAUGAGAAUGUUGCAGCAAAUAAUUGUUUUGAAAUGAAUAAUGAAGUGACAUCAACAGCCAAUGACUCGGUGUCUGUUGUCAAUACCGUGUGUAAUUCUGUAGCAAAGUUUGUACGUGGAGUGAAAAGAAAAUUUCGUCGGAUUACGAAAGCAUUCUCAGAAGACGACUCCUCAGGCGAAGACAGUGAGCCUAUAGCUCGACGUCUUCGAGCAUCUGGUGCAAAUAAAUCCCUCAAGAUUUCAGAUUCUGCUAAAUCCCCGAGUAGCUCACUAUCGUCAUCUAAAGUUUCAGGUAGAAUAAGAAAGCGUUUACCACUGAAGGAGUAAAAUGUAUCUACUGAACGUAAUGUGAGUCUUUUUAGUGGUUGUGUCAACUGCUUGUCAAUAUCAUGUAAUUGUAUAUAGCGAUUGCGACUUUUUACUGUUUAUUGCGUUUGUUUUGUUUAAUGAGGAAAGACAGAUCCGGUGGUGUAACUUUAAUCUUGCCUUGAGGAUUAUUUCGUAAUAUUUACAUCGUUUACCUGUCAAGUUUACUAAGGUUGAAACGACUUUUCUAUUUCCAUACUGUUCCACUGUUUCUGGAUCCUGGACACUUGCACCUGUGAUUAUGCAAUACUGUCUUUAUAUUUAAUGGCAUUCAUGACUGUAGGGUUGUUUACAAACUGUAUAUUGUACAUUUUACGGUCUUGUUGAACUGUUGUCCCGUUAACGUUAUUGGAAGACAGAGUUUAUCUGAAAAAUGUGAUGUAUUUGUGAAAUAUAUUUUGGACAAAAUGAUCACGCUUAGUUGUUAAAUCAGUUGCUAUGACAAAAGCGGAAUGUCAAAUUAAUAGAUAAAAUGAUGAAUAUGGGAGGAUAUUAAUUAACACGGCCCUUGGUAGUAUAAUCGGGUGAAAAUUACCAGAGUUGGUUGAAUGUAAUAAGUCAAAACAUAUAUACAUAAGUAUAAAUAAUAUCAAGUUGUAUUUUUACACGCUGAAAAGAGGUUUGCUUGUACGGAUACUCAUCACGUCAUCGUAUUUCAGUAUGCGCCGCUGUUUUGAUAUCAAUCUUGUGAUUCAUAUAAAUCAAGUUCCUAUAUUAUUAUUAUU
Trichobilharzia szidati is the source of this 1832-nucleotide messenger RNA. NCBI's taxonomy places the organism in Eukaryota, Metazoa, Platyhelminthes, Trematoda, Strigeidida, Schistosomatidae. The record is from the annotation of a GenBank genome assembly.